This is a messenger RNA of Auanema sp. JU1783, 771 nucleotides long. NCBI's taxonomy places the organism in Eukaryota, Metazoa, Nematoda, Chromadorea, Rhabditida, Rhabditidae. The record is from the annotation of a GenBank genome assembly.
AUGUUGAAAGAUAAACGACUUCUUGCCGUCGGAUCCGGAAUCAUUUUUUGGAUUCUUUACAGGAAUAGGAAACAAAUUAGGGUGUAUUUGAGAAAUAAGAUAGACAGUUUGCUUGACUCAGACAACUAUGAAAGCGAAGUAGAAGUUAUAACAGAGUAUAUCAUGAUACCCAAGGAAGCUGUACCGGAUAUUAUAGGAAAGAAUAGUGCAGCUAUACGAAAGAUAGAAAGACAAACGAAGGUGUUUUUACGUAUUGUUCCCUUGUCUGGUAUGAAGGAGAAGGAAGAAUCGUUGAAGGAUCUAUUCAGUUGGGAUGUCGAACUGGGAGAGUUCAAGAUCAACUUCAAUGUGGACGUUCACACACAGUCUUUCAUCAAACUGCAAUCGUGUAGCCGUGAGAGGAUUGAACUAGCUUGUACAGCUCUGAAAUCGGUAUUAUCUCAGAUACAAGAGAAAUGUAUCAAAUAUUCGUUUGAUGUUCCAAAAGUAGUUAUAGGUCAUAUCAUUGGUGUUGGAGGCCGUAACAUCAAGAAAAUUGCUUCGAUGCAUAAUGUGAAAAUCCGAAUUGGAAAAAGUGAUGAGCAAGAUGAACGAAGUGUAAUUCAUCUGUAUGGGAACCAAGAAAGAGUUAUUAUGGCCAAAGAUGCUAUCUGUAGAUCUAUGCGUCGCCAAGGAGACCAACGUGUUGAAGAUGAAUUAGAACAAGCUUUUCAGGAACUCUCCUACACAGAAAGUUUGACUGGCGAGUUAAAAAAUGACGAGUACUGGUAG